Messenger RNA from Paramecium pentaurelia, 978 nucleotides. The record is from the annotation of a GenBank genome assembly. NCBI's taxonomy places the organism in Eukaryota, Ciliophora, Oligohymenophorea, Peniculida, Parameciidae.
AUGUAGGUUUUAUGUUAAUAUGCUUUACCUUAAUUUUACAUAGUGACAAACAUUAUUUCUCUUGUUUAUCUUAUUAUUGGAAUUUCAAGGUAUAAUUAUUUCUAUAAAAUUAGUUUAACAUCUGACUGGCCAAGUUUAGUUAUAGAAAUCUUGCACUUUCUAGUAAGUCUAACACUAAUAAUAAUGAUUGCAGUUAAAAAACGAUAUCAAACAAGAAAACCUCAUUUUCUAGGGGUGGCAAGUUGUUUUUCUGCUUUAUCAAUUAUUUUGGCCAUAUAAAAGUUUGAUCAAUAUUAUCUUCUGUUGAUUUUAGUUCAAUAAUUAGCCUGCUGUUUACUUAUAUCGUUAUUAAUGUUAAACAAGAAGAGAAUAGGAGUUGGUGUAGUAUUAUAAAUAUAUUUAAUUGGAUUUUUGAUUGAUGUCUUCUCUAUUGAAAUUUGGUAUUAAUUAUCACUAUGAAUAUAGGGUAUUUUAGAACUAAUUCAGUUUGAGUAGAGCAAUUGCAAUUUUGGGAUCUGGAGGAAUUGGUUUAAUAACACUAAUCUUAAGUCUGUUAUGUCAUUUCAAUCCUAAAGGGAAACUUUAAAAUGAAUUACACAUCAUAAUAGGAUUUUAUAUUUUUUGUGAAUUAUUUAUAUGCUGUAAUAUUAUAGCUGAACUUGUUAAUGUAAUAAUUUAUACAAUAUUUAGGGUGUUUAAAGUAUAUAUUUGAUAGAUUUGAUGAUACUCAAAAUUUCAAAUGUAUUUUUGGAUGUACUCAUAUAUCCAUUUGUAAGAUUUCAUUAACCAAAUAUGGAGAAUAAAAUAUCAUCUGAACCAAUUGAUAAAUAAUUUGAAUGUUAAGGAAUUGCAACAAAAGAAAGUGAUUGUGAAUUAGAUAGUGCUUUAAAGAUUAGAUCUGAUAAACAAAAUGUUGUUGUGAAAGAAAAACAAUCUGAUACAAAUAAAUGGAUCUAAUCUCUCUUAGAACUUUAUUGA